AUGCAGGCUCUUGACGGUCCGCCUGCUCUCGUCGUGCGGGCCCUCGAUCCCACCGGGAGCCUUUUCCCGGAUCACGUAGACGUCCUCGACGUCGAUGCGACCUUGCGCGUCCUGAUCUUCUCCUGGUUCUCGGGCAGGGCAGCGUCCGGCACCUCGACGGGUCGGUGGGUCGCCCAAACCCGCGGCGAGAUGUCGACGAGGUCGGCCAGCGACCCGCGCAGCGUGGCCUCGAUGUCGGCCGUGCCGCCGUUGGCGAAGCGAAAGGUCGCCUUGACCGCCUCGUCGCAUUUUUCACGCGGCGCCGGACACGGCUUCAUGUGCGCGGCGGUGCACUCCUCGGGCAGCGCACCACCAAAGAUGACGCGGACCGCCGACGCGCCGUAUGUGCCCAGGUCGAGCGUCGUCCCGCCCCCGAGCGAGUACGUGAACCGGAUGUCGUCGUCGGGAAACAGAAAUCGCGGGAACUUGGUUAUGGCCUGA
This is a messenger RNA of Pyricularia pennisetigena, 480 nucleotides long. RefSeq lists its product as uncharacterized. Lineage: Eukaryota; Fungi; Ascomycota; Sordariomycetes; Magnaporthales; Pyriculariaceae. The coding region runs from base 1 to 480 and encodes 159 amino acids. The record is from RefSeq and is a predicted model, not a curated record. The transcript is spliced from 3 exons.